Molecule: messenger RNA, 1457 nt
Organism: Gastrolobium bilobum
Lineage: Eukaryota; Viridiplantae; Streptophyta; Magnoliopsida; Fabales; Fabaceae
Product: zinc transporter 4, chloroplastic-like
Exons: 3
Coding region: 267-1454 (395 amino acids)
Biological process (GO): zinc ion transmembrane transport
Cellular component (GO): plasma membrane
Molecular function (GO): zinc ion transmembrane transporter activity
Source: RefSeq, a predicted model, not a curated record
UCCAUUUCCUUCCUUAUGACGACACUCUCUUUUCCUUCAUCUCUUUCUUCCUUCUUCAGUUAUUCCAUCCCCAACUCCAACUUCCAUUUGCACAAACAAACACAUCAUUCUUUCCAUGACCUUCGAUCACGGCCCCAAUCCAAACAAUCUUCCUUUUCCUUAAAUUAGGAUUCGUGUUCAUCGUACAACAAUAAACCCUCCCCACACGCGCCUUCUAUUUCUCCGUUGACUCCAAAAUCCCAAUAUUUCAAACCUAUCUGUUUCUCAUGUCUCUAAUUGAGGAUCUCUGGCCACUGCUCCACCUCGACCAUGUCGUCGGAAAAACAGAAUCGAUUUUGCGGUCUGUACACGAAUCCAUAACGAACUCCACCUGUGAAAGAAGCAGCGAGUUAGAGCACUGUCGUGAUGAGUCAGCAGCGUUCGUGCUCAAAUUCGUGGCCAUAGCGUCGAUUCUAAUCGCAGGGUUUGGGGGAAUCGCGAUUCCGUUGGUUGGGAAACACCGGCGGUUCCUGCGCACCGACGGGAACGCGUUCGUGGCGGCGAAGGCGUUUGCGGCGGGGGUUAUUCUAGCUACGGGGUUCGUUCACAUGCUGAAGGACGCACAGGAGGCACUCAACGACCCGUGCUUGGGUCCAUACCCGUGGUCCAAGUUUCCUUUUCCGGGUUUCUUAGCUAUGAUGUCAGCGCUGUUCACUCUCCUCGUGGACUUUGUGGCAACUCAGUAUUACGAGCGCAAACAAGAACGACGUCGUGUUGUUGAUGUUGAUGUCCUUGACGAUGAGUCGUUGGAAUCGGGAAUCGUGCCGGUGGUUGAGGUUGUUAAUGGGUUUGGGGAAGAAGCAAGCGGUGGAAUGCACAUUGUUGGGAUGCAUGCUCACGCGGCCCACCAUAGACACACCCACCGCGAUAAGGAACAACACCACGGCCACAGCCACUCUCACUCUUUCGGAGGCGAAGAUGACGCGGAAAGUAGCGUCCGCCACGUCGUCGUUUCGCAGGUAUUGGAACUUGGGGUUGUAUCACAUUCGGUGAUAAUUGGAUUAUCUCUAGGAGUUUCACAAAACCCUUGUACCAUGAGACCCUUAAUUGUGGCAUUAUCCUUCCAUCAAUUCUUUGAAGGGUUUGCACUUGGUGGGUGCAUCUGCGAAGCCCAAUUCAAGACCUUAUCGGCAACAAUAAUGGCUUGUGUUUUUGCACUAACAACGCCACUGGGUGUUGCUAUUGGGACGUGCAUUGCUUCAAUUUUUAACCCUUACAGUCCUGGAGCACUGAUCACUGAAGGCAUCUUGGACUCCUUUUCAGCUGGGAUUUUAGUGUACAUGGCUUUAGUGGGCUUAAUAGCUGCUGAUUUUCUUAGCAAGAGAAUGCGUUGUAAUUUUAGACUGCAGAUAAUAUCUUACUGUUUGCUUUUUCUUGGAGCUGGAUUGAUGUCUUCGCUUGCAAUCUGGGCAUGAUCC